GCUUGUGCAGCAAUAAUCUGCCAAUAGCGAGCCUGCUGAGGUGGGGAGCGAGCGAGCACAAGCACAUACUAUACAGCGUGCGAAGCUCGUGUUUAUAUGUAAUAUGUGAGCGGCAGGAAGCAGCUCGCUCUGCUCAUUGCAGAAGGACGGCAGGAUGGCGAGAGGACGGCGGGGUCUCGUGGCCCCUCAGAACACGUUUCUAGAGAACAUCGUCCGCCGGUCCAACGAUACCAAUUUUGUGCUGGGAAACGCUCAGAUCGUGGAGUGGCCAAUCGUCUAUAGCAAUGAUGGCUUCUGUAAACUCUCUGGCUACCAUCGUGCUGAGGUCAUGCAAAAGAGCAGCACCUGCAGCUUCAUGUAUGGAGAGCUGACAGACAAGGAAAUGAGUGAGAAGGUUCGACAGACCUUUGAGAACUACGAGAUGAACUCUUUUGAGAUUCUGAUGUACAAGAAAAACCGGUGGGGUAAAUUUGCUCGUUUGACUCGUGCACUAACCAGCAGUCGAGGAGUUCUUCAGCAGCUUGCCCCAGCUGUCCAUAAAGGAGAGAAUGUUCAUAAACAUUCACGCCUGGCAGAGGUUCUCCAGCUGGGUUCAGAUAUCUUGCCUCAGUACAAACAGGAAACCCCAAAGACACCACCACACAUCAUUCUCCACUACUGCCUUUUCAAGACCACGUGGGACUGGGUUAUCCUCAUCCUGACAUUCUACACUGCUAUCAUGGUGCCCUACAAUGUCUCGUUUAAGACCAAGCAGAACAAUGUCACCUGGCUGGUGGUGGACAGCAUUGUGGAUGUCAUCUUCCUCGUGGACAUUGUCCUCAAUUUCCACACUACGUUUGUUGGUCCAGCUGGAGAGGUUAUCUCUGAUCCCAAACUAAUUCGCAUGAACUAUGUCAAAACCUGGUUUGUCAUCGACCUCUUGUCCUGCUUGCCUUAUGAUGUUAUCAACGCUUUUGAGAAUGUGGAUGAGGGAAUCAGCAGCCUUUUUAGCUCUCUCAAAGUGGUACGUCUGCUGCGUUUGGGUCGAGUUGCCAGAAAGCUGGAUCAUUACAUUGAGUAUGGCGCUGCUGUGCUGGUUUUGCUGGUUUGUGUGUUUGGCCUGGCAGCCCACUGGCUGGCCUGUAUCUGGUACAGCAUCGGAUACUAUGAGGUGAUUGAUGAGAACACCAACACUGUGAGGAUGGACAGCUGGUUGUACCUGUUAGGAGAGACAGUUGGGACGCCAUACAGAUUCAAUGCCUCGAGCUCAGGCAUCUGGGAGGGCGGGCCCGGUAAAGACUCAGCCUACAUCACUUCGUUGUACUUUACCAUGACCAGUCUGACCAGUAUUGGCUUUGGAAACAUAGCACCAAACACAGAUGGAGAGAAGAUCUUUGCUGUAGCCAUGAUGAUGAUUGGAUCGCUGCUGUAUGCCACCAUUUUUGGUAACGUCACCACCAUCUUCCAGCAGAUGUAUGCCAACACCAACAGGUACCAUGAGAUGCUCAACAGUGUGAGAGACUUCCUCAAGCUCUACCAGGUCCCUAAAGGCCUGAGUGAGCGUGUGAUGGACUACAUUGUGUCCACCUGGUCCAUGUCAAGAGGCAUUGAUACUGACAAGGUGCUGCAGAUUUGUCCAAAGGACAUGCGAGCAGACAUCUGUGUCCACCUCAACAGGAAGGUGUUUAAGGAACACCCAGCAUUUCGCCUGGCCAGUGAUGGCUGCCUGCGGGCUCUGGCCAUGGAGUUUCAGACCAUCCACAGUGCCCCUGGUGACCUUAUCUAUCAUGCUGGAGAGAGCGUGGACAGCCUUUGCUUCGUCGUGUCAGGAUCGCUGGAGGUCAUCCAGGACGAUGAGGUGGUGGCCAUUUUAGGUAAAGGUGAUGUGUUUGGUGACGUGUUCUGGAAGGAGAUGACACUGGCUCAGUCCUGUGCUAAUGUCCGAGCAUUGACCUACUGUGACCUCCAUAUAAUCAAAAGAGAUGCGCUGCAAAAAGUUCUGGAGUUUUACGCCAACUUUGCAAACCACUUUGCCAAGAACCUGGUGCUUACUUACAACCUGAGGAAGAGGAUUGUCUUUCGGAAGAUCAGUGAUGUGAAACGUGAAGAGGAAGAGAUGCUGAAAAGGAAGAAUGAGGCUCCUCUCAACCUCCCACCAGACCACCCAGUUCGACGACUCUUUCAGCGUUUCCGGCAGCAGAAGGAAGCCCGUCUCGCUGCUGAGCGGGGUAGUCAGGCCACUGGUGAUGUCGAGAAAGGUGUUAUUCACCUGGAGCCAUCCAGAGGUCCAGAGAGGCUUGCCUCUACUAGUAUUGUCAUAGUAACUGAGAACCAAACUGCAACCACCAGUUCCUCCACAUCUUCAUCAUCCAGGGCAUCCAGCCAAGCCAUGUUUCAUGUUCCCGGCAUCCAAAAUGGCAGCCUAACUGGUUGCAAAUCUGCAGAGCCACCCAAAGCUAAAGGGUGGGGACGUUUCAAAGAGUCAGUUGUGAAAGCUGAGUCGUGGAGCAGUGUCUCCAAGGCUGAGUCCAUGGAAAUGCUGACUGAUAGAACUAAGUGUCACAACGAGGUGUCUCUAAGGAAAACAGAUUCAUGUGACAGUGGCAUCACAAAGAGUGAUCUCCGCUUAGAUAAUGUUGGCAGUGUCAGAACACCACAGGAGCGGAGCCCAGUCCAGUCUGAUGAAAAGAGGGUCUUUUGUCCAAUACCAGAGCAGAGUGUGCAAGCGUCUAUCCUCGAGUUCAAACAAGAAUUAAAAGGAGACAUCAGAAAUCUGAACAGUCGCAUGACAGUGCUGGAGACACAGCUUACAGAGGUGCUACGACUUCUUAAAUCAAGGAAAUCAUCUGGGUCCUUUUUCGAGUUCUCUCGGCCACCAUCUCCUGACUCUGAUAAGGACAGCUUUAAUUAAAUUAGAUGGCUCAGAUACAUACAUAAUUGUGGUUAAUGAUGAUUCAUCAUUGUCAUAUCAUACUCAGCAUGCUCAUCCUAUGCUGUCUGUAUGGUAUCAUAUACCAUAUGAUACCUGGGACAUAAAGACAGCAAAAGCACCUUUUAUGUUUUCAGCAUUACGUUUCUUUUUGAGAUAGUCAGGUCCAUAAAUAUUGGGACACCGACACAAUUCUAACAUUUCUGGCUCUAUACACCACCACAAUGGAUUUCAAUGGAAUGAUACGAGCAAGAUGUGCUUUAACUGCAGACUGUCAACUUUUAUUUGAGGGUAUUUAUAUCCAAAUCAGGUGAACAGUUUGCAUAUGUGCCUCCCAAAAGUAAUGGGACAGAAUAAGAAUCAUAGAUCAAACUUUCACGUUUUAAUUCUUGGUUGCAAAUCCUUUGCAGUCAAAUACAGCACACACAUAGACAUCACCAGACGCUGGGUUUCAUCUCUGGUGAUGCUCUGCCAGGCCUCUACUGCAACCGUCUUCAGUUCCUGCUUGUUCUUGGGGCAUUUUCCCUUCAGUUUUGUCUUCAGCAAGUGAAAUGCAUGGCAUAUUUUAACCUGUGCUGCUUUUGUCAACAGUCACAUCAUCAAAUACAAGAGAACGCGUUCCACUGGCAGCCAUACAUGCCCACGCCAUGACACUACCACCACCAUGCUUCACUGAUGAGGUGGUAUGCUUAGGAUCAUGAGCAGUUCCUUGAUCUUGGUGUCAUCUGUCCAUAGGAUGUUGUUCCAGAACUGUGAAGGAUUUUUAGAGGGUGUUUGGCAAAAUCUAAUCUGGCCUUCCUGUUUUUGGGGCCCACCAAUGGUUUACAUCUUGUGGUGAACCCUCUGUAUUCACACUGGUGAAGUCUUCUCUUGAUUAUUGACUUUGACACACAUAAACCUAAGCGUUUUUUUAUUCCCACCCUAUUCCCACCUACUAAUAAUCUGAAUACAUAUUGUUUGUGCAUCACAAGGCUGUAGUUUUACCUGUGGCAUGUGAGGUGACUUCAAGAUGCAAAUUAGACAAAAAAAGUGAAGUGGUACAGAAUACUCUAGACAGCUAUCAUAUUUAAAGCAAGGGCCACAAAAGUUAACUUGGUAAGCUUUUACUUUAACGAGAUGAUCAGAGCCAACUUGCUAAUGCUGGUGCUAUCUUGACCAUAUUGUCAAUAUAGAACACUUUGUUUUUCCGUUUUGCUUAGAAAGGCCCUCACUGUAGCUUGUAUUUAGGGUGGUGUAGGAGGCAACUUUUCUGUUUCUGGUUACUUUUUUCAUUCUAGAAAAUAGAUAAGGAUAGGAUUUUUAUAAAGUAUAUGAUGUUGGUGUUCUGAGCUGGUUUUAACUGACCUUAUGUCAUAAACUUUGUCUUUGACUUUUUGUAGAAUCCUAUGUGUUUCUAAAAUACAUGCAGAGAACCACGUUUUGGCAAGUAUUGUACACUUAUUAAACUACUGAUUUGUUUGUAAA
Messenger RNA from Pundamilia nyererei, 4372 nucleotides. Its product is annotated as potassium voltage-gated channel subfamily H member 1-like. The transcript is spliced from 10 exons. Lineage: Eukaryota; Metazoa; Chordata; Actinopteri; Cichliformes; Cichlidae. The coding region runs from base 155 to 2890 and encodes 911 amino acids. Gene Ontology annotation, molecular function: delayed rectifier potassium channel activity. The record is from RefSeq and is a predicted model, not a curated record. Gene Ontology annotation, biological process: potassium ion transmembrane transport; regulation of membrane potential. Gene Ontology annotation, cellular component: plasma membrane; voltage-gated potassium channel complex.